Messenger RNA from Populus euphratica (Euphrates poplar), 934 nucleotides. Its product is annotated as Haloacid dehalogenase-like hydrolase (HAD) superfamily protein. The coding region runs from base 88 to 660 and encodes 190 amino acids. Lineage: Eukaryota; Viridiplantae; Streptophyta; Magnoliopsida; Malpighiales; Salicaceae. The record is from RefSeq and is a predicted model, not a curated record. Gene Ontology annotation, molecular function: acid phosphatase activity. The transcript is spliced from 4 exons.
UUAUUAUUAUUUCCACCAACAACACCGAGCGACCAAACGCCUAAAAUUCUAUCAAGUUCGUUUGGAAAGGCAAAAGCAAGCAGAAAGAUGGGAGACGAGAUGGUGAAACACGAUGCUUUGCAAAUUAUUGGAAUGUUUCAAGUGCUGCCUAGAUUGGUCGUCUUCGAUCUAGAUUACACUCUCUGGCCUUUCUAUUGCGAAUGUCGCUCCAAGCGUGACAUGCCAUCCUUGUAUCCCCAAGCUAAAGGCAUAUUAUAUGCACUCAAGGAAAAGGGGAUUGACAUGGCCAUUGCUUCUAGAUCACCAACCUCAGAUAUUGCAAAGACAUUUAUUGAUAAACUAAGUCUCAAGCCAAUGUUUGUAGCACAGGAAAUAUUUUCCAGCUGGACUCACAAGACAGAUCAUUUCCAGCGGAUUCAUACGAGGACUGGGAUACCCUUUAACUCCAUGCUUUUUUUUGAUGAUGAGGAUAGGAACAUUCAAUCGGUUUCAAAAAUGGGAGUAACUAGCAUUCUGGUUGGUAAUGGGGUCAAUCUUGGAGCACUAAGACAGGGGCUCACAGAAUUUUCUCAAAACGCAAGUAAAUCUGAGAAGAACAAGCAGAGGUGGCAGAAAUAUUCACAAAAUCCAAAUUCAUCUGAGAAGAAAGAUGAAGAUUGAACUUUUUGCACAUGCGCAAGUAACUGGAGAUAAAGGCAAUGAAAUUGGUACCAGGCAAGGAUUGAAUUUGGGAGGACACAUUUUAUUCAUAUAAAUUAAGAUCUAUUGUUGUAUUAUUUAUACCGAAAGAACUCCUCAAGAGUGUUUAAUUCUGGUACAUGCUUCCCACAUUAAAUCAAGAGCACUGAGAUUAUAUACAUGAUUUUGAUUCAUGAUUUAUCUCCCAUUCUUGUUCUGAAAUGGAUGCAAUUGUAGCUCACAGUUCAUUGCUGCU